GUUGACAUUGUCCAGUAGCACUAUAAAAGUUCUCAACAGUGAUAUGGCAGUAUUGUCAACCGCUUCAAAUACAUGUCUUCAGCCGGACAGUUGAAAACACAGAACCGUCAGAUGACUGUGCACUUCGGCUGAUUUUGUGGAAGUGGUUGUGGGUUAUCAUUAUGACUCGCGAUAUCAUUCUUGGAGAUGAGCUGCCUGACUGGGUUGGGGCAAAAGAGUUUUAUCAGAAGUAUGAUCCCAAAGAGGUGAUUGGCAGAGGUGUGAGCAGUGUGGUGCGCAGAUGUGUCCACAAACACACGGGGCAGGAGUUUGCAGUGAAGAUCAUUGAGAUCACUGCAGAGAAAAUGACAGAAAAGCAGUUAGAGGAGGUGAAGAGCUCCACGCUGAAGGAGAUCCAUGUACUUACUGUGGUGAAGGGCCACCCGUCCAUCAUCACACUUAUUGAUUCUUAUGAGUCAACAACCUUCAUAUUUUUGGUAUUUGACCUCAUGAGGAGAGGAGAACUAUUUGAUUACUUGACUGAAAAAGUCACUCUCAGUGAAAAGGAAACCAGGAGUAUGAUGCGUGCUCUUCUGGAGGCUGUCCAGUAUCUACAUUCUCGAAAUAUUGUACAUCGUGACCUCAAACCUGAAAAUGUGCUGCUAGACGACCAGGGACACAUCAAACUUUCGGACUUUGGCUUUUCAGUCCAGCUGGGGCCUAAUGAAAGACUAAGAGAGUUGUGUGGAACACCAGGAUAUCUGGCACCAGAGAUUCUGAAGUGCUCCAUGGAUGAGACACAUGAGGGAUAUGGGAAAGAGGUUGACCUGUGGGCUUGUGGGGUGAUCCUGUUCACACUUCUUGCUGGGUCUCCACCGUUCUGGCAUCGCAAACAGCUGCUGAUGCUGAGAAUGAUUAUGGAAGGCCGGUACCAGUUUAGUUCUCCAGAGUGGGAUGACCGGUCUGACACCGUCAAAGACUUGAUCUCAAGGCUUAUAGUGCUGGAACCCACUCUUCGCCUCACGGCCGAGCAAGCUUUAGCUCAUCCUUUUUUCCGUCAGUACCAAAAGGAGGAUGUGCGGAUCUUUAGCCCCAGGAAAACAUUUAAGGCCCUGAUCUUGACAGUGUUAGCCUGUAUACGAAUGCAGUGCCGCUACUACCGAGCCAGACCAUUAACAAAGGAGCUCCUUGCAAGAGACCCUUAUUCCAUCCGCGGUGUGCGCAAGCUCAUUGACGGCUGUGCUUUCCGCAUAUAUGGACACUGGGUCAAGAAAGGGGAGCAACAGAAUCGAGCUGCUCUGUUCCAGAACACUGCUAAAAUCAUUCUACUGGGCCUUGAAGACUUUGAAAACUAAAGGUCAUGGUUUUCCCUUA
Messenger RNA from Rhinichthys klamathensis goyatoka, 1353 nucleotides. RefSeq names its product phosphorylase kinase, gamma 2 (testis) (gene phkg2). The record is from RefSeq and is a predicted model, not a curated record. Gene Ontology annotation, biological process: glycogen biosynthetic process; protein phosphorylation. Gene Ontology annotation, cellular component: phosphorylase kinase complex. Gene Ontology annotation, molecular function: calmodulin binding; phosphorylase kinase activity; ATP binding. The transcript is spliced from 10 exons. Lineage: Eukaryota; Metazoa; Chordata; Actinopteri; Cypriniformes; Leuciscidae. Bases 162 to 1334 code for a protein of 390 amino acids.